UGCGUGGGAGCCAAAGGACCCGUUUCCAGCUGCAGCCAGCAUCUCCAGACGGGAGUGGUCUCAGGCCAUGGUCAGAUCCCUGAUCUAUUACCAGGGACGGGCUGCUGGGGUGACAUGUCUUGUGGGAGCCCGAAAAUCCUACAGUUGCUGGACUACAACAUAUCCCCUGGGGCCUGGAAGGCCUGAGCACUGGGGAGGGAGCUGUUUGGCUUCAGCUUCACACAGCCCUUUUGAUUUUGAAGUUUUUCAAUUUUUCAAUUGUUUACUUUUUCGGCCCCUGAGGGAAACAGGAGAACUUCCUGGAGUUUGUUAUUGCUCUCAUUUCUUCAAUAGGCGCUUUGACUUUCAUUUUCUAUUCUAGUAAAAGAACUAGUACUAUGUAAGCUCCACCCUGAUCGUCCUUCACAAUCCUGCUGCUGCCUGCAGACUGUGGCAGUCCCAGCCCGUCAGGAAUAUGGCCAUGCAAGCUCCAAGCCCCGCGGGCCCCAGCCCCGGACAGACCUGCGUGCUCGUCCUCAUCUUCACCGUGCUGCUGCAGGCUCUGUGCGUGGCCGUGACCUACGUGUACUUCACGAACGAGCUGAAGCAGCUGCAGGACAAGUACUCCAGAAGUGGCAUUGCUUGCUUCUUAAAUGAAGAGGACAGCUCAUGGGACCCCAGUGAUGAAGAAAGUAUGAACAACCCUUGCUGGCAAAUAAAGUGGCAACUACGUCAGCUCGUGAGAAAGAUGAUUUUGAGAAACUUUGAGGAAACCAUUCCUGCAGUUCAAGAAAAGCAGCAACAUAUUCCUUACCUAGGAAGAGAAAAAGGUCCUCAGAGAGUAGCAGCUCACAUCACUGGGAACAGUCAGAAAAGAAGCAUCUUUCCAUCUCCAAGCUCCAAGAAUGAAAAGGCUUUGGGCCAGAAAAUUAAUUCCUGGGAGUCAUCAAGGAAAGGACAUUCAUUCCUAAACAAUUUACACUUGAGGAAUGGAGAGCUGGUUAUCCAUCAAACGGGGUUUUAUUACAUUUAUUCCCAAACAUACUUUCGAUUUCAGGAACCUGAAGAAACUGCAGGAGCAGUUUCGAUAGAACAAAACAAAAAGAAAAGCAAACAAAUGGUACAAUAUAUUUACAAAUGCACAAGUUACCCUGAUCCUAUAUUGCUGAUGAAAAGUGCCAGAAAUAGUUGUUGGUCUAAAGAUUCAGAAUAUGGACUUUACUCCAUCUAUCAAGGGGGAAUAUUUGAGCUUCAGGAAAACGACAGAAUUUUCGUUUCUGUAACUAAUGAGCAGUUGAUUGACAUGGACCAAGAAGCCAGUUUUUUCGGGGCUUUUUUGAUUGGCUAAAUGAUCUGCAAGGAAAAAACGAUCUCCCAAAAGUGACCAUUCACUCUACAGGUUGACAUACUGUGAAAGAAAAUGUUCUAACAGAUCUGACGAAGACAGACAGACUAAGCAGAGCAGCCUCUAACAAAAUAAUCUGCACCGUAAACUUCUCAAUGACUCUGAAAAGUGACCCACUUGUUUCAAGAAAGUGAAAUUGCCAAAAGGCAUUUCAGGGUUCCACAUGACAUCAGUUUUCUUGUAGAAAUCUUGAAGAUUCUCAGCUUCAAAAUAAUUUUACAGUGGUGAUCAUCUCUUUUUAUCAUCUACUCCUUGCGAAGAUUCCAGAAGAAAGAGCAACAAUUCAUCUCUUGUUCCAUAAACUUCCACGGUGCUAGCUUCCAGUUUGCCUUAACAGAUAACUUUUCCCAAAGUUAAAAGAUCAAGUGGCCCCACUAAAAGGCCAUGACCUUGGGAGGCAAUCUGCAAGAUAUGCAAUGUGCAAAGGGAAUUUGCACCGUAGAAGACUCUGCAGGAGUUGGUGCAUACACCUAGAUUUGGUGAAAAUAAGAAAUUUUGACUCAGAAUACCAUCAUUUUGUAAUAAAAAUCUUUCAAAUAAUGUUCUGUUCAGCAAACAGGGAACUAGCUUCAAGUGGUUUUUGCUUUUCACUAUGGAAAAGUAAGGUGGCCAAGAGCACUGAAAUAUUUUUGAUAAAGGACUCUAAAUUACUGGACAGUAAAUCAGACAUCAGGGAAUUUGGUCGCACAGAGCAGGAGCAGAAUUGCAAAAGUGAAAAUUACAAACAUAGGCAAAUCAUCAGAAAUGAGACAAAUUGAAAGUUUGCCCCAAAUGCCAAUCUCUGGUAUAUAUCUGCUCACAUAUGUGUCAUUUAUUUUGCCCCUCCAAAAGAACAACAAUUACUUUUAUCUUCCAAAAUCAGAACAAAAAUAUUUCAUUUCACCAUUUUAUCUAGCCAGUUGGGGAAAAAAAUUACUUGGCAUAUUUGUCCAAUCUCCUGUAAUUGUUAUUCCUAAAUACAGCAUAGCUUAUACUCUUUUGACUAUAUGUUCAAAUGUUCAUUUAAAUGUGUUCUAACCAAAUAGAUCCUUUUCUAAAAAAGAAAAAAGAUGGCCAAUUUAAAGCCUUUAUAAAACUUUUAAAAGUUUCUAAUUAUCCAUUUAGUGAAUUAUUAAUGGUCCUUUCACCUAGAACCUGAAUAAUUUCUUACCAUCUUAUCAGUCCCUUUAGAGGUACUCAGGAAAUGCAAACCCACUUAUCCAUUCUUGCCAAAGUACUAUAUAAAUACAAAUAUUUCACUAUUGCUUGCUAUUCUAACCACUCUAGUAUGGAUAUUGCCAGCUGUGGUGGUUUGGAGCUGUAUGUACCCCAGAAAACCAUGCUCUUGAACUUGGUCCUUUCCUGUGGGUGUAAACCCAUUGUAGGUAGGACCUUUUGAUGGGGUUACUUCAGUUAAGAUGUGACCCAGGAUGGGUCCUUUAUAAGCAGAAUGAAAUUAGGACAAAAGGAGAGGGCCACAGAAGGACCAGCCAGAGGUUGGGCAUCAACAGUGCCCAGAAGAGAAGGGAGAAGACAGCAGAUGCCACUGUGUGCCUUGUUAUGAUGAACUAGGGACUGGGGAUCACCAGUGGCCUGACCCAGGGUGCCAGUCUGGGGGGUGGGGUGGUGUCACAUUGAGGAUGCCUUAAUUUGGACUUUCUUUUGGCCCCAGAACUGUGAGCCAAUGGACUUCUAUUAUGUGACCCAACCCACGUCAUGGUAUUUGCUAGAACAGCCCUGGAAACUAAAACAGAUUUUGGUACCAAGAAAGUGGGGUCUUGUGAUUGCAAAUACCAAAAAUGUGGAAAUGGCUUUGGAACUGGAUAAUGAGUAGAGGCUGGAAGAAUUGUGAGGUGCU
Choloepus didactylus (southern two-toed sloth) is the source of this 3221-nucleotide messenger RNA. RefSeq names its product TNF superfamily member 10 (gene TNFSF10). Bases 455 to 1327 code for a protein of 290 amino acids. The transcript has 5 exons. NCBI's taxonomy places the organism in Eukaryota, Metazoa, Chordata, Mammalia, Pilosa, Megalonychidae. Gene Ontology annotation, cellular component: membrane. Gene Ontology annotation, molecular function: CD40 receptor binding; tumor necrosis factor receptor binding. The record is from RefSeq and is a predicted model, not a curated record. Gene Ontology annotation, biological process: immune response.